AUGAUUCCUUCUGGCGGUAUUCCAGUCGGCGGAUGUAAUUCCUACAAGGGCAAACUCAACAAAUGGUGGGCAGACGCCAGAAAGCUCGUCGACGCUGCGCUCUUGUAUGCAGAAGAUGACAGCGUUGAUGGACCCGAAUACCUAUACACUUUCUUUGCGUUGGACCCCCCUCCUGCCGAUGCCCAGGAGAGAGCAACAGUCCGCGCUAGAUUGCGGUUGGUAAAAGAGUUUAUCGAUGGCGAUACACAGCUCCCAACCGGUAAACCUUGGCUAUUCUGCUCGAGCAGGUGGUUGAAGCGGAUGGACUGGGACGACGUGGCCUAUGAUAAGGAGACAGGCGACAAGUUUACAGGUGAUGACGCCAAGAAGGUACGAGAUGUAAUUGAUGAACCAACUCCACCUCCAGAUGAAGCAAACGAGCCAAAAGAGUUCCCAUAUUGGUCCUCGGAUCUUAAAGAAUACCUGAUAGAUGAGGCCGAUGACUAUUGUACGAAGAAGGUCGACGGAGUUAUCCAGCACUUUGGGGCUACUCACGAGGGUCCCGAGGAGAAGUGGAAAACAGUUACCAUCUGUGUUAGUAACUUGAGAUGGAAUGCUAAGAAUGACCAUCUGGCCCUUGGAAUAGUCAGGACGGAAGGCAAAAGUAUUGUGGAGUACAGAGCACAGUCUAUGACAUUAUUCCACGAACUCUUCCAUGUAGUCCUCGGGAACGCGAAUACCGAGGAGCACGAAAAAAGCUAUGACCUGCCAUAUAUUGCGAAUCCUAGGAGAGAGGAAGGUGAAGAUCCUGGCGAUGAAGAUCAAGACAUAAUCUCCACGCAGGAGGCCCUGUACAACCCCGAAUCCUACACACUAUAUGCUCUUGCUUCCCUUCUUGGACAGAAUAAUAAGGAUUAUACCUAUCUGACCAGAGUUGAGAGACGCCUCGCAAACGUGGAGCGCUUGUUCCACCAGCUACUCCCUGAUGUUGACAUCAAUGAAGCCCUGGCAUCGCGGGGCGUUGAAGUUCCUGCCGACGCAUCGCAGCCGAAUUCAUCUGUGUCGCUACCGAUAAAUCCUUCAUCACCUGAUACUCCAGUACAGGCCAGCGGUGCCAUUUCGGAUGCCGUGCCUGCAGAAAGUGAUGGCUUUGAUUGGCAGGAAGACGUGGACGAGCUGACUGAUGGAAUGGCUUCGUUAUCCGUUGAACCGAGAGGAGCGGGAUACUUGGGACCGACUGCUGGUGUCUUUUUCCUCAGAUCACUACUUCUCUGGACCGGUCAUUCCAGGCCCUUCAUGGGCAGUAGCCCUGAAUUACCACGACCGUAUGCUGGGGUGGAGUCUUCUUCCCAGCUAUCUAACUCGGUCACGUCAAGACAGGUUAUCGAACAAUUGGUAAAUGGCUAUUUUGAGGUCUACCACCGCAGCUAUCCCUUCGUGCACGAACCUACCUUUCGAGCCCAGCUUCACGAGGUCAUACAGCGACCGAAUCAACGCUCAUGGCAGAUGCUGCUCUACACCAUCAUGGCGCUGGGAGCGUGGUGCCUUAACAACGACAACUCUGAACUCGAUGAUGAGCUGUACCAUCUCGCGCUCUCUUUUGGAGACGCCGAGUGCUUGUUCGCAAGCGCAGAUUUGACCUUUGUCCAAGCUCUUAUCCUGUUUAGCAAUCUAAGCCAGAAGCGAAAUAAGCCCAACACCGGAUCUAACUUUCUUGGACUUGCCACGCGGAUGGCUCUGAGUUUGGGUCUUCAUAGAGAAUUGCCUGAGUGGAACAUCAGUCUCUUGCAGCGAGAGAUGCGCCGUCGUGUUUGGUGGGGGCUAUAUAUGUUUGACAGUGGUGCUUCGACGACCUUUGGGAGGCCGAUUCUUCUUCCGGGUGAAGAGGCCAUGGACGUGCGACCGGUUCUUAAUAUUGACGAUGAAGACCUUACGAGUGGAACAAAAGUCCCGCCAGAAGAGGUAAACAGGCCGACGCUGUACUCGGGCAUGAAGUACCAGAGUGAUCUACAUGUCAAGUCCAACUACAUCUCCAAUCGCCUGCUCUCAUCAUCAUGUGUGGCACCGGAAGACGCUCUAUCCAUGGAUGCAACACUGGAUAAGUGGUCUAGCACAUUACCAGAGUACCUAAGUCUGGAUCAUCAUGUGCCUUCAGCUGAGCCUGCGUUCUACUUCAACAAGUCACGCCUGUGGUGGCGCUUCUGGAACCUCAAGAUUAUCAUCUUCCGCCAAUUGUUUCUCAAGCGGGCAAUUGGCAAGGGAGAUCCUAGCGUAACCGUACCAGAUAACGAGGUCGAUGAAAAGUGCAUGAGCAUUGCAAUACGUGCUGCGAGUGCGACGAUAGAGUCGAUUGAUCAGUAUACGAAGGAGAGACAGAGAACCAGGCUUGUGACUUGGUACUCCAUCUAUUUCACAUUCCACGCUUCCUUGGUCAUCGUCCUCGCUAUCCUUAGUAACUCAGAAUCACCAGACAUGCCCAAGUGGCAGGAGGAUGUCAACACGGUCCGCCACAUCUUCCGAGGAGUAUUUGCGGACAAUGAGCUCGCAACCCGUUGCGCCAACAUCAUCGACGUUAUCUUACCAAACCCUCUAUUGACAACGAGCGACUGGGCAAAUGUCCAGCUUGAUCCUAUGUUGAUGGACUUUUCGACGUGGCCGGCGUCCUCUGCCGAUGAGUUUGCCAGUGUCCUCGGCUGGCCUGACUGGGCCAAUUUCACGCAGUAG
Fusarium tjaetaba is the source of this 2703-nucleotide messenger RNA. Its product is annotated as GAL4-transcription factor. The transcript is spliced from 10 exons. Lineage: Eukaryota; Fungi; Ascomycota; Sordariomycetes; Hypocreales; Nectriaceae. Gene Ontology annotation, molecular function: zinc ion binding; DNA-binding transcription factor activity, RNA polymerase II-specific; RNA polymerase II cis-regulatory region sequence-specific DNA binding. Gene Ontology annotation, cellular component: nucleus. Gene Ontology annotation, biological process: DNA-templated transcription; positive regulation of transcription from RNA polymerase II promoter by galactose. The coding region runs from base 1 to 2703 and encodes 900 amino acids. The record is from RefSeq and is a predicted model, not a curated record.